AGGAGCCCCCAGACCCAGAGGAGCCGCUGCCAUCGUGGGAAAAGCCGUCAUGGGCAACUGUGUCCCCGUGACCCCCGGCAUCCCGGAGACCCCGGGCUCCCUGCACCUGGAGGAAAUCAUGGACAACUUCUCCUUCUACGACAACUACGGCAACGAAACCCUCCUGGACUACGACGCCGCGCCCUGCCACAACCACUUCUGUCCCCUCUUCCAGCUCGUGGCUCCCCCUUUCCUGGCCGCCACCUCCGCGGUGGCCGCGGUGGCCAGCGGGUCCCUGCUGGUGGCCCUGGCGCGGUGUCCCCAGGCGUGGCGGUGGCCGCGGAGCCGGGCUCUGCUGGCACAGCUGGCGGUGGCCACCGCGCUGUUCGCAGCGCUGCUGCCGGCGCUGGCCGCGGCCGCCGUCCGGGGCUGGCACCUGGGGACGGCUCCUUGUCGCCUCACGCACCUCCUGUGGCACUGGAGCGUGUUCGCCCAGGCGCUGCUGGUGGCCAGCGGCUCCUGCGGCAGGGCCUGGGCUCGCUGGGAGCGGCGGAGUCGCCGCCUGGCCGCGGGGCUGUGGGUGGUAGCCCUGCUGCUCGCCACGCCGGCGGCUCUGGUCAGCGGAGCGGCCGCGGGGAGCGGCUGUGUCCGGCGGAACGUGGCCGUCCUGGCCCCGGUGUACCUGCUCCACCUGGCCCUGUGCCUGUGCCUGCUGCUGCUGCUGCCCGCGGGGCUGCUGCUGGCCGCGCUGGCCGUGCCGAGCCUCAGGGCGAGCUGGGCGACCGGAGCCGGUCUCACCUGGCUCUUCCUGGGGCUCUGGGCUCCGUACGCGGCGGGGCUGGCCGGGGAGUUCCUGCUGCAGGCCGGGCUGCUGGAGCCCACCUGCGGCUCCUUCCAGCACUUCGACCUGGCGCUGGGGCUGGGCGAGGGGCUGGGGGUGCUGCACUGCGGCCUCGGGCCCCUGGCGCUGCUGCUGGCCUGGGGCUGCCGCCGUGCUGAGGGCGCUGCUGGGGGCUGCUGAGAGCCGGGGGCUGCUGAGAGCCGGGGGAUGCUGAGAGCCGGGGGAUGCUGAGAGCCGGGGGAUGCUGGGGGCUGGGGGCUGCGGAG
Molecule: messenger RNA, 1086 nt
Organism: Poecile atricapillus (Black-capped chickadee)
Lineage: Eukaryota; Metazoa; Chordata; Aves; Passeriformes; Paridae
Gene: ACKR1
Product: atypical chemokine receptor 1 (Duffy blood group)
Exons: 2
Coding region: 50-1000 (316 amino acids)
Biological process (GO): chemokine-mediated signaling pathway; inflammatory response
Cellular component (GO): membrane
Molecular function (GO): chemokine binding
Source: RefSeq, a predicted model, not a curated record